Messenger RNA from Staurois parvus, 318 nucleotides. The record is from the annotation of a GenBank genome assembly. Lineage: Eukaryota; Metazoa; Chordata; Amphibia; Anura; Ranidae.
CUUGUACCAUGUGACCUCUGUGAUCAUUCACAGAUUCCACACGUAGUAAGCAAUGAUGUCAGAAGUGACAUCUUGCUUACUACUCUGCAUGUGAUCACUGAUUGGUCAAUCGGUGAUCACAUGAUCGGGACCUCUGACACAGCGGGCACAGGAUCAUGGUGCUGCGAGCUCCCAGGGACUGCGCACAAGCAGGGAGGCCAUUUAUAAAUGGCCACCCCACCCUGCACUGCCACCGUCCGGCCGUUUAUAUACUACGGCCGGACGGGUGGUGGUUAAAGUGUUCUAAAUGCUAAAGGUUUUUUACUUUCAUACAUUCUA